Messenger RNA from Coprinopsis cinerea okayama7#130, 3714 nucleotides. RefSeq lists its product as hypothetical. The transcript is spliced from 10 exons. Gene Ontology annotation, molecular function: RNA-directed RNA polymerase activity. The record is from RefSeq and is a predicted model, not a curated record. Gene Ontology annotation, biological process: siRNA processing. Gene Ontology annotation, cellular component: nuclear RNA-directed RNA polymerase complex. Bases 1 to 3645 code for a protein of 1214 amino acids. Lineage: Eukaryota; Fungi; Basidiomycota; Agaricomycetes; Agaricales; Psathyrellaceae.
AUGAGCUUGAAAUUGACGAACCUACCGAAGAGCGCCACUGAGCGCGAGGUCAAGAAGGCGAUAGCCCUCGUCGUUCACGAUGAGGACUUCAUCGCCUCACUCCCGUCUCAUAUUCGCAAGAACGGCCCGCUAAUCAACUUCGCAGUCUCCCUCAAUCCUCCUGAUUCCGGGUCCUUCAACAAUAACGGAACCGGCCAGGCGGUCUUUCCUCACAACGACAUCGCCAGCAGUUUGCUUAGGCGUUCUCGUCGGGAGAAAGGACUCAAAAUGAAACUGGACGAAGGCGAGCCAUGGGAGAAGACGUGGAAGUUUUAUAUCGAAGGGUUUGACAGUAAAGUAAACCACUACCAGGCGGAGUCUUUGGCCAAGACUCCUUAUAUCGACCCCGAUGUCGAGGCAGAGCGGUCAGAUCUCGUUAGGCGCCUUUCCACCCGUCUUCGAGUCUCCGAAGUACAAAUCGGGGGAUGGGAAUACCAUGAUGCAGAAGAUCCUUGUUCUCAACGGAGGCUAAUCGACUACCUGGACCCGAGGCAUGAAGCCAUAGCCCCCUUUUGCCCCCAUCUGCGGAUCCUCUUGUUUCGCACGAAUAGUCAUGGUGACCAAUUCGCGGACUUUCGCCGCCUUGUCAAAGAGGCGAAAAUUGAAUCCCUCGUUUUCGACCUUGAAGCAUGCAAGCUCCAUCCGAUUAUCGAAGAGAUGCCGACAGUUCGCGGCCAACCAGCUCUUCUCAAUUCCUGGGCUCAGUUGGCGCGGAAGCUCAAGGAUAUGCCCUUCUCUAUUGGAUUUCAGAUCGAGGCGCUGGUGAGGGGCAACCAGCUCAGUUUUGAACAGGCGAUCGAGAUCAUUCCCGAUAUUCAGGAGCUGAACAAGGUCCACGAGAAGGUUGGAAGUAGGUUCGUCAUUCAGCUGGUCCGGAAGUUUAGCAAGACCAUGCGAACAGACUUCACUAAGCAAGGGAAGCCCCCGGCGGAUGUUUUCAAGGACCUCAAGAAGAAGUCUUUCAAGGCGCACCCGCCUCGACAGGACCAAGAUUCCAAGUUGUUCGAGUGUCACCACGUCACCUGCACCCCCUCUCGCUUCAUCCUCGUGGGGCCCAACCCGACUGGGUUCAACCGUAUCAUCAGGAAAUACCGCGACUACACGGAUCAUUUCAUUCGUGUCGAUUUCCGAGACGAGGAUGGCCAGUACUUCCGCUCUUCCUUCGAGGUUGACGCUUCGACGUUGGUGAAGACGAGAAUCGGAGGCGUCUUGAAAGGAGGCAUCACCAUCGCAGGACGCCAUUUCGAAUUCCUGGCCUACUCGAGUUCAUCCAUGAAAGUGCACAGCACUUGGUUCCUCAACCCGUUCGAGUUCAAGGAUCGAACGGGCCAGAGGAUUCGAGUUACUGCACAACGUAUUCGAGAGGAUAUCAUCCCGGAUAUACCGGCUAAUGUCCAACUGAUGAGGACGCCCUCCAAGUAUGCCGCGAGGAUUGCGCUUGCGUUCACGACUAGCGAGUCUGUCGACGGUGCUCGCCUCAAGCGUGAUGAAUGGGUUGGACCUUUCCCGGAUAUUUACCCGGCAGUCAGUCACGUCAAAGUCAGGCGAGAAGAGGAACAGGAAGAAGAAGGGGAAGGGGAGAGUGACACUGACGAAGAGGAGAGCGCAGACGAAUACGAUCCCCAAUUCAAGAUGGUCAAGCUCCCUCCAUUCACCGACGGUGUAGGGUCGAUCUCCAAGGAGCUGAACGAUAGGAUCUGGAAAGAGUAUUACGAGAAGAGAGGUCUCGAGGUGCACCCAAACUUCUAUCCUUCUGCAUGGAUGCUGCGGAUGCUCGGUUACAAAGGAGUCGUCGCUGUUGAUCCAGAGAUGGAAGGCCCCAUUCACCUCCGACUGCGCAAAAGCAUGCACAAAUUCGAAAGCCUGGAAGACGAUCUGUCUCAACACUCUGAAGUCCGAAUCGAAAUUGCUGAAAUCUACGACAAACCAGGUCUAUGUUACCUCAACAGGUUCUAUCUCCCUUUCUUCCCUCAUCUGCAUCGUUUGUUGAUUACUCCUGUGCUCUUCAGACCUCUCGUCAUGAUGUUUGACCUCCACGACCGGCCACUCGAGGUGUUUGAGGAGCUACAACGCAUGGCCGUGGCCGAUGCGAUGACAAUCGAUGCGAGCAUCGAUCAGUUCAGUCGCCUGAUGCAGAUGCAUGGCCUUGGAAAUCCUUUCAAGAUUACCUAUUUGCUUGAACACGUCGAGGCGCUUGGGCUCUCUCUGGAAGAACUCGACCAAGUCAGUCCUCUGUGGAAGGCACUGCGUGAUGUUGCCUUCAAGACUGUGAUGGCCGGUAUCCGCUACGAGGCUCGGAUUCCCGUACCCAAGUCCUGGGUUCUGGUAGGCGUCGCGGAUGAAGGACCGGCCUACAAGGGACAGCCUGGCUACGAGAAUGUAUAUUGUCUCCCAGAAAACUGCAUCUUUGUCUGCAUCCAGGAGGACCAAGAUUCGGAACCAGAGUGGCUGGAGGGCGAUUGCGUCGUAACUCGGAACCCUGUGGUUCGCCCAGGAGACAUCCAGAAGGUACGGGCAAUAGGAAAGCCCCCUCGUGGAGUGAAGUGCCUCUUUAGAGACCUGAAGAAUGUCGUUGUCUUUUCUUCCCAAGGCAGGAGAUCCCUCCCUUCUUGUCUAGCUGGUGGAGACCUGGAUGGGGACAAAUACGCUGUCAUCCAAUACGAAGGGCUGCUGACCGAGACCUAUCGUAGAGAAGCUGACCCAGAUGAAGCGAAAGAUUCCAAAUUCAAGGACAAGGCGCGUAAGGUGAAGCCGGAAGACAUCUGCGAUUUCUUCGUUCAAUAUGUCAAUCGUGACGUUCUGGAUCCAUUCAAUGAAAAGGGAUACAACCAGCAAGGGGACGACGAGUGCUCCAUCUUGGCGAAGCUGUGUUCUCAGGCUGUCGACUACCCCAAGAAAGGGAUUCCAAUAGACCUAGAUAACCCGGAAAUCAAAAGGAUCCUCCGUCCCAAGAUCACCCACAAGCCAGAUUGGGAUCGAGACGGUUCAUCCGACAUGGUGGAUACCAUCUACUACAAAUCCUCUCGAGUGCUGGGCCACCUCUACCGGUCUGAGCUGUUCAAAGACACGGACGACCCUGUCAAUGACGCCGCAACUGAUGGUCCAAGUCCUGUACCCUACUCCGACCGUCUCUCUCUAGCCAUCAAGGAAGCUGUUGAGGCUAUCUUCGGCCAGGGGUUCCUGCCAACUGUGCUCUCCCGCCUCAAUGACCGCGUCAAGGAGGCGUUCACUCACUAUGCCGAGGAACUCAAGUAUAUCCGGUACGCACAUAGCUUGUCCCUCCGACCCGACGCUCGCUUGUUAGAGGCCGAGGUGAUCUCUGGGACUGUCCUAGGACGUCGGGACCUCAAGAAACUGCGUAAAGAACGGAUCAGCAGGAUGAGGGACCACAUUGGGUCUGCGGCGAGCACGGUUCGUUUGGAACUGAUGGGUGGGCGUGAGGAUAACAGAAUGGAGACGCUGGAGCGGGCGUGGAAUGCGUGGGGCUACAGCCAGGAGAAAUUCAAGGAGGAGGGGGCGCAUAGCUUUGGAUUGGUUGCUUUGCGGGUUAUCUUUGAAUGCUUGCAGGCAUUAAAGGGCCAGUAUUCUCCGACGACUAAGAACUAAUAGCAGCUAAUAGCUAGGAAAUGUAGGAUUGGUAGUAUUCUCAAUGUUGACAUUUGCUCAAUGCCUCAC